AUGGCGGCCAACGCAGCUUCUCAUGUCGACCAAGGCUCUCUUGCUGCAAUAUUCAACUCCAGCGUGGAUCCUAAUACCGCUGUAUCGCAACCAACACUGCAAUGUGUCCAAGUCAAGCCUUUGGUUGGACAGCAAGGCGCUCCAGAGCGCUUCAGAGUUGUUUUCAGCGAUAUCAACAAUUUCGUGCAGAGCAUGCUUGCCACUCAAGCAAACCAUGUGGUUCAUGAUGGCAAGCUUCGGAAAGGCUGUUUCGUAAAGUUAAAGUCAUACCAGGCGAAUCAGGUGAAGGGGAAAAGAAUUAUUAUAGUCCUUGAUCUCGACGUCCUACAAGAGCUUGGAGAAUGUGAUAAGAUCGGCGAACCGAAGGCAUUGGAAUUCAAGGCAGAAGAUGACACCAAGCCGCAAUCAACCACUAUUGCCACCAAUGGAUUCUACGGAAACAAGCCAGCUCAGCAACAAAACCAGCAGCAAUCUCUACCCUCGAGGACAAACGCAACCUCAUCAGCUUCACACGCCACCAUCUAUCCAAUCGAGGCACUGUCUCCAUACGCACAUAAAUGGACUAUCAAGGCUCGGUGUACCAGCAAGCCUCCCAUCAGGACAUGGCAUAACAAAAACGGCGAGGGAAAACUCUUCAGUGUCAACCUGCUGGACGAGAGCGGGGAGAUUAAGGCUACUGGGUUCAAUGAUCAAUGCGAUGCGCUAUUUGAUGUUUUCCAGGAGGGUCAAGUCUACUACAUUACCAGUCCUUGUCGAGUCAACAUGGCCAAGAAGCAAUUCUCGAACGUCAACAACGAUUACGAGCUAUCCUUCGAGCGUGAUACGCUGGUUGAAAAGGCCGAGGAGCAAAACGGUGUUCCGCAGAUACGCUUCAACUUCACCAACAUCGCCGAUCUCCAAACCGUCGAAAAAGACACAACUAUCGAUACAAUUGGUGUCCUCAAAGAGGUCGGAGAGACUUCCCAGAUCAUCUCCAAGACUACAAGCAAGCCGUACGACAAGCGCGAUCUCACCCUUGUUGAUAAUACCGGGUACUCUGUGAAACUAACGAUAUGGGGUGAUACGGCCCAAAAGUUCGACGUGAUGCCCGAGUCUGUUGUUGCUUUCAAAGGCCUCAAAGUUUCUGAUUUUGGAGGCCGAAGCUUGAGUCUGCUCAUGUCAGGAUCUAUGACAAUAGACCCGGAUAUAGAUGAAGCCCACAAACUCAAAGGUUGGUAUGACGCUCAAGGCAAGAAUGAUACAUUCAUGUCUCAUCAAGGGAUGGGCUCUGUGGGCGCAGCUGGUGGACGAAACGAGGCGACGAAGUCAAUUAUGCAGGUCAAGGAAGAGAACCUCGGCAUGUCAGAAAACACGGAUUACUUCACUACAAAGGCGACGAUCAUUUACGUGAAGCAGGACAACGUCUCAUAUCCUGCGUGUCUGUCGGAAGGCUGCAACAAAAAGGUUCUCGAGGUCGAGCCUGGACAAUGGCGAUGCGAGCGCUGUGAUAAGGCUCAUCCCAAGCCGGAGUAUCGAUAUAUUAUGUCGAUUAAUGUCAGCGACUACACUGGUCAACUUUGGCUGAGUUGUUUCGACGACGUAGGGAGGAUGAUUAUGGGCAUGAGCGCGGAUCAGUUGAUGGAGCUGAAGGAGAACGACGAGAAGGCGGCUGGAGAUGCUUUUCAAGAAGCAAACUGCAAGACUUUCAUGUUCAAAUGCCGAGCGAAGAUGGACAGUUUCCAGGACCAGCAAAGGUCCUUCAGGGUCAAUCUCGCAAAUCCCGAUCCGCAAGCGCUGCAGCAAUGGCAGAAACAAUGCGAGCAGUCGGCAAACAUCAAAAACCGCACCGGCCCCGCAACUUCCCUCUUCAUCAACCCCUCCACCCCAAAACCUAUACCCAAACCCACCGAUGCUAUUGUCAAAAUAAAAUGCUUCGGCCUCAAUCGUAUGGACUUACUCCAACGCGAAGGCCAUUACCCUGUCCCACCUCAAGCGCCCAAAACUUUAGGCGUCGAGUUUUCGGGCACGAUUGAGAGCUUUGGAAGCGAUGCGGAGCAGGGUUUCAACGUGGGAGACGAGGUUUUUGGGUUGGCGUAUGGAGGGGCGUACGCGGAGUAUAUUGCUGUAAGCACGCAUAUGUUGAUGCACAGGCCGAAGGAGUUGAGUUGGGAACAGGCGGCUGGGGUCCCCGAGACCUGGAUCACAGCUACUCAGGCCAUGUACCUGGUGGGCGGCUUCGCUCCAGGCAAGUCGAUAUUAUGGCACGCCGGCGCAUCGUCAGUGUCAAUAGCAGGAAUCCAGCUGUCAAAAGCCGAUAAGGCUUCCGCAAUCUACGUUACUGCAGGAUCUCAAGAGAAGAUCGAUUUUUGCAUCAAAGAGCUCGGCGCAACAGCUGGCUUCAAUUAUCACACGCAAGACUGGGCGAAAGAGAUCCUAAAAGCAACAGAUGGCAAAGGCGUCGACGUCGUCAUUGAUUUCAUCGGCCAAAGUUACUUCCAAGGAAACCUUGAAGUUGCAGCACGGGACGGGCGUAUCGUGAAUCUAGGGGCCAUGAGCGGCACCAAACUCCCUGCUGGCGUGGACAUCGGAGCUUUUGUAAGGAAGAGGAUCAGGUUUGAGGGAAGUAGCUUGCGGAGUCGGGACGAAGAUUAUCAGGGGAAGCUUAGGAACACGCUGGUCGAGCAUGUGGCUCCAAAGAUGAAGGACGGGAGUUUCAAGGUGCUAGUGGAGAAGGUAUUCCCGUGGGAGGAUAUCGUCCAAGCGCAUCAGUUGAUGGAGACUAAUAAGACGAAGGGGAAGAUUAUUUGUAGAAUAGGCUAG
Letharia lupina is the source of this 2799-nucleotide messenger RNA. RefSeq lists its product as uncharacterized. Gene Ontology annotation, cellular component: nucleus. The record is from RefSeq and is a predicted model, not a curated record. Lineage: Eukaryota; Fungi; Ascomycota; Lecanoromycetes; Lecanorales; Parmeliaceae. Bases 1 to 2799 code for a protein of 932 amino acids. Gene Ontology annotation, molecular function: oxidoreductase activity; DNA binding. The transcript is spliced from 7 exons. Gene Ontology annotation, biological process: DNA repair; DNA recombination; DNA replication.